Molecule: messenger RNA, 396 nt
Organism: Rhizophagus irregularis DAOM 181602=DAOM 197198
Lineage: Eukaryota; Fungi; Glomeromycota; Glomeromycetes; Glomerales; Glomeraceae
Source: RefSeq, a predicted model, not a curated record
AUGUCAACGAAUUCGUUAGAAUCUUUUCAUAGCGAAUUAAAGAAAAUAACAUCUUCGUUACAUGGUUUGAUUGGUGCUGUUCAUGGGAUAGUUAAUAUCGAUUGCAAAAAGAGAUCCAAAGCCGAAAGUGCAUCCUUUGAUUUUCGCAUCAAAAAAGUAUCCACCUAUGGUGUUGAUGAUGAUAUUCUCAAAAAAUAUGUUCAAACAGAGCAACAAAAAGGCGCUGAAAGUCAAAAAAUUGCUGUAGGUGAAUUAACCAAAAGAAUGUGCGAUAGGUACUGGCAUGUUGAAGAGAUGGGUGAUGUUGAAAGAAUGCAAUCUUUUAUUUCUAUGUUAGAAGCCUUUGUGGAUCUGAUCAUCUCGCGUUUUGAUAAUAAUUCAAGUGGAAAAACUUAA